Seminavis robusta is the source of this 1434-nucleotide messenger RNA. The record is from the annotation of a GenBank genome assembly. NCBI's taxonomy places the organism in Eukaryota, Bacillariophyta, Bacillariophyceae, Naviculales, Naviculaceae.
AUGAGCUUGAUCGAUACGACCGGGCUUGGAGGAACCGCGGGUUCUCCUACUUGUGCUGCUGGUACUGGUAACGGUAAUGAUGGAGGCAGCAGCUUUCCUGCCAAACUACACCGCAUGCUGACAGACAUGCAAGACAGCGACAGUCGCGUCGUCUCCUGGGCGUCGCAUGGCAGAGCGUUCAAGGUUCAUGACAAGAAAACAUUCUUGGCAGAAAUCAUGCCCAAGUACUUUUAUCAGCUCAAAUACAACUCUUUUCAGCGACAGCUUAAUCUAUACGGGUUCAAGAAAAUACAGCAUCAAGGCAAGGACAAGGGAAGUUUCUAUCACGAAAACUUCCUUCGGGGAAGGCCAGAACUCACAAGGACCAUUAUACGCACCAAAGGAAAGGGGGAAACUGGCAGGCCAAGGGCAUCUGAAAAGGAGCCGGACUUUUUUGCAAUGCCUCCAAUGCCCACCAGUACAAAAACAAACACAAACAGCAGCACAAGUUGUGCCUAUAGUCCACAGAAUACCAAGACAUCACCGUUCCUUAAAGACACUAAUUUUGCUCAGACGCAAAGCAUACCGAUAGCAAACGUCAAGGCAGGGGUAAAACGACCGGCACCCGGGUCACGCAGCUGGGGCUGCCAAACAUCCUUGGGCAUCACUCAGACCUCCAUGGACAUUCAUAAUGCAUUGAUCAGACAAACGAUGCCCAAGCCACAAGAGGAAUCUGACCGCCACUUUGCAGGCACGGAACACUCGAGACCAAUAUUGAAUGGAUUUACGGCAUCACAUCAGGAAUCCAGACCGAGCGCAGCUUCUCCUCGAGGCACUGCCACCAACAAGUCGGAAGACGAGAACGUCAAUGCCUUUUCCACCAUGGUUUUGCCCUUUGAUUGGGAGCCAACGCCGUUCCAACCCGGUGCUUGUCUACCAAUAACAAACCAGAACAGCAAUACUAGUACAUGUAAGACACACCCGACAACGGAGAAUACGAAAAAUCAGAACCUGCCAUCAUGGCAAAUGCAGGGCAUGGACAUGUCAGCACAGAGCAUCGUUUUGAGCGGAAGGAAACCUCCUCCUGCCAAAGGGGAGAAACAAAUGGUCACGAUGGGGCCACCAGUACAGACACAAGCCAACGGCGUUGGCAACAAUCUAUUAUUAGAGCCUCGCCAGUUCUCUUGGCAAGCCCAAACCACGCCGAAUCCAAGACAACCUCAUGCCCAAGAAACAAUGGCCAGAACCAACACACAAGCUCCUGCACAGUUCCCCAAUUCCGAUUCGAUGUCCCAGCAUGGAUUGGCAAACUCGCUUGUUGCUGGCGCUUCCAAUAAUCCCUCUAUCCAAGAGGAAAAGGAUGAUUGCACUUGUCUGGAAAGACUCCUAUUUGGAAGCCUUGAUGGUGGCAAUGUCCAAAAGCAAUGUACACACCAUCACCACCAAGUCAUGUAG